Messenger RNA from Penaeus monodon (black tiger shrimp), 622 nucleotides. RefSeq names its product pro-resilin-like. Bases 22 to 384 code for a protein of 120 amino acids. The record is from RefSeq and is a predicted model, not a curated record. NCBI's taxonomy places the organism in Eukaryota, Metazoa, Arthropoda, Malacostraca, Decapoda, Penaeidae. Gene Ontology annotation, cellular component: extracellular matrix. The transcript is spliced from 3 exons.
AAGUCCUUCCUCUCACCUACAAUGAACAUGAAGGUUGUUAUCCUGCUGGCGUGCGUGGCCCUCGUUGCCGCCGACUCGCGCCCCGCCUACUCCUACGACGCCCCCUCGUCGGAGGAAUCCGCUGAGGCCAAGUACGACUUCCAGUGGGCCGUGAAGGACGACUACUCCGGCAACGACUUCGGCCACCAGGAGUCCCGCGACGGCGACAACACCCAGGGGUCCUACUACGUGCAGCUCCCCGACGGCCGCCUGCAGAAGGUGACGUACUACGUGGACGGCGACUCCGGCUACGUGGCCGAGGUCAGCUACGAGGGCGAGGCUCGCUAUGACUCCGUCGAGUCCCGCGAGGACGUCUACGCCCCACCCAGACCCGUGUACGGCUGAGGACGCUGCUCUCCCUUCUCGCUCUCCCUGAAGGACGCUGCUCCUUCAUCUCGAUCUCCCAACAGGAUGCUGAUUCUUCAUCUGAAGAGCCACUGACUUGGAGGCCGAUGCUCCUCCCUUGGCUCCCUUGGCUGUGCAGGAACUUCCUCAUGACAGAUGCAGUAUUUAUGAUAUGCAUGUGAUGUACAUACCGAUCUCUCUCUUAUAUCGAUAAUCAAUAAAUUAUUUUUGCAAUAAU